Ilex paraguariensis (yerba mate) is the source of this 973-nucleotide messenger RNA. The record is from the annotation of a GenBank genome assembly. Lineage: Eukaryota; Viridiplantae; Streptophyta; Magnoliopsida; Aquifoliales; Aquifoliaceae.
UUGCUUUGGAUUCAAAUGUUCGAGUGAAGAGAUAAAAUCUUUGGUGUUUCGAGUGAAGUUGCUUCGGAUUCAUAAGAUAAUGGAUUAUCUCUCGGGUUCCUCUCCGCACAUUAAGAGUGGAGCAGUGUCUGCACUAUCUCUAAUGGUAUAUAAUGAUCCGAAUGUCUGCUUUUUGAUACCUGAUCUGGUCCCAUCAGUUCUACAAUUGCUGCAGAGUAAAGCUGUGGAGGUCAUAAAAGCUGCUUUAGGCUUUGUGAAAGUAUUAGUGUCGGGACUUCAAGCAAAAGAUCUGCAAAACUUUCUCUCCGGUAUUAUUAAUGGAGUUCUUCCAUGGUCAUCUACCUCAUGGCAUCAUUUCAGAUCAAAACUAUGCUUACUUUUUAUGCACAGAUGUAUUUAUGUCACGGUCAUACUAGAGAUUGCGAUGCGGAAGUCUGGGUCUGCAGUAGUUAAGUUACUUACACCUGAUAAAUAUAGAAAUUUUGUGAAGAUCAUUAUGGAGAAUCAUCAUGUUAAGGCAAACUCAAAAGAAGAUGGCACUACCGAAGCGGAAUUGAAAUCUUUCAGAUUUCUCUUCUAUGGGAGCUCUGUUGGGUCAAAGUCAUCUGGGAAAAGAAUAGAUGGGUCAGAGUUUCUUGAGAAUGUGUUGUAUUUAGAGUUUAGUUUUGGGAUCACUAUCAAGAGAAUUUUUCUUAACCACUACCCACUAUCCACCAUUGAACCAAUCCCCACCAUAGACCCUGCAAACCCACUCUACAGCUCUCGAAGCCAGGUCACAGCCACCCCACAGACACCACCACAGCCCCAACAUUCGUCACUACCACCGCCAAAUAGCCAACUAGCCUUCGAGCCACCCAUAGGGGAUUCGAGCCACCCAUGGAGGAUUUCGAAGGUUCUGACAGUUCUUCCUCUAACAAUCCCAAAAAUUCCUCUGCUCAUUCAGACCAAAUACCAAGCAGCUUCCGUGCCAUAA